Molecule: messenger RNA, 2987 nt
Organism: Anopheles coustani
Lineage: Eukaryota; Metazoa; Arthropoda; Insecta; Diptera; Culicidae
Gene: Atf6
Product: cyclic AMP-dependent transcription factor ATF-6 alpha
Exons: 4
Coding region: 81-2423 (780 amino acids)
Biological process (GO): regulation of transcription by RNA polymerase II; endoplasmic reticulum unfolded protein response
Cellular component (GO): nucleus
Molecular function (GO): DNA-binding transcription factor activity, RNA polymerase II-specific; RNA polymerase II cis-regulatory region sequence-specific DNA binding
Source: RefSeq, a predicted model, not a curated record
UUUUAAUGGCAUCUAGUUGUGUCUAAUGCGUGCUUUUAAAAUAAAACCACCUACGACCCAACACACAACAGCUAUCCAAAAUGGACACAUCCUUUGGAGGCAAUGCCAUAUACGAUCUUUCCCUUGAGCAAGGGUACCUUUCCUCUGCAAUGUACGGAAGCGGACCCCUCUGUGCUGGCUUCGGCGAGUACGAAGCGAAUGACCUCCUGCUGGACCCGGAACCUAGUGUGUGCAAUACGAUCAACGAACUUUCUAUGGAAACCUUUGGAUGUGCGCAGUAUGGAGAGUUUAUAAAUCCGGAUGAUUUCUUAAAUGACGUGCUCAAAUCGGAACCGGAAUCAUGUGACACAUCACCGUCGAGCCGGGAUACGCCGUCACCUUCCGGCAGUCAACAGAGUUGCGAAUCGUUGCCAUCUUCCGGUGGAUUCGAUGGGUGCCACGUGGUGCCAAUGCAUUUGGAAAGUCCUCCCAUAUCCCCAGAAGCUUCAAUCAGCCCCACGGAUAAUCGGUGUUCAGGAUCAUCGCCAUCACCCUCCGUGACGACCGGAUCACACACCGUAUCAACUACCAGCACUGCAUUGGGUAGCUUACGCAGGGUCAAAGCAACCCCAAAAAGCAGCAUGUCUAACAAAACUAUCACCAAGAAAACAAUUGUUCUGUCCGCAAAGGACUACAAAGCAUUGCUAGCGAACAUGAAACAACAACCUUCAAACAACACCAUCCUGCUAAAGGCAACUCCGACGAACAAGCUUCCAAUAAUGCCAACAGCGAAUGGAUUUAAGGCUACAAGUUUCGUCACUUCUAAGCAGGACAAUCCUCCCGUUUUACCAAAACCGCAGACAACAACUCCCUCGAUGAAUGGAACUCACAAGAGCAAGGAGAGCCCAACAAUCACUGGAGAUAUUUCCUCGCCAAGUGUAAGUCCUUUAACCGUUCCCAUGAUUUUGGCAUCAGGUGUAAAUAUCUCCGAGCAGACGAUCGACGAAAAAUUGCUCAAGAAACACCAGCGUAUGAUCAAGAACCGUCAAUCCGCCAUAAUGUCUCGGGUAAAGAAAAAGGAGUAUGUGACAUCCCUGGAGGAUCGCAUACAGGCGCUUACUAACGAGAACGAGCAGCUAAGAGUGGAAAACGCUAAUCUCUUGGAAAGACUGAAGGUUGGUUGUUCCUGUGUAGCCGGCAGUCUUCUUAUUGGAAGCUCGUCUGCAAAGCAUGUGACCCCAACAGCUCGCAAAAAUGUUGCCAUUGUGUUGGCGAUGUUGUUUAUGGUUUCGUUGAAUUUUUAUCCAAUUGGAAACUUGUUAAUGAACAAUGAACGAGUUGGAUUUGACGACGAUACGUCCCAUGGGGAAUCGGUACAUCAUUCUCGUGGUCUCCUGUGGAUUAACGAAACCACGAUACCGACUGGGUCCGAGCGCACAUCAUACCACCUCAACAUCACCGCGCUGGACGAACUAACGAAAAAGGAUUCGGCCCCAUUGUUUCCCUCUAUAGAGUGUCCGUUUUACGUGAACCAAACGGAAAACAUACGCCUCGCUAGUGAACUUCGUCGGUGGAUCGGAGAGAACGGGUAUAAGAACCUUACCGACGGCAAGGGCGAGGCGGACCUUAGCAUCGAUACGUUCGAUAAAAUGUUCCGCCUAAAGGACGCGAUCGAUUCCAUGUACCGGCAGAUGAAGGACAUCAGCGUGCAGAUGAAAUCGUUCGAGCGGCGGCAGAAAAAAGUGGCGGCUCUCUCGGAAAAGCAAAAACUUCGAAAGCUAAAGCACACUGCGUCCGGGCAACGCGAAAUGACCCCGUACCAAGGACGGUUACACAAGCAGCACGAUCUGGACCUUUACUACCCAAGCGUCAACAUGAAGUAUGCGGAGUUUUUCGAAGAAAUUGGCCGGCGAGACGAUACCUUUUACCUGGUUUCGUUCAGCGAGGAACAUUUGUUACUACCCGCCUUAGCGUACAAUAAAACGAACCGUCCACGGAUGUCACUGAUGCUGCCGACCGUUGCGGCCCCGGGUGGAACGAUGGGCAAUGGGACAAAUCGAACGGACAAGAUCACUCUCAUGCAGAUCGACUGCGAAGUGAUGAACACGUCCGUCAUUCAGAUAAGGGAGAAAAUGAUUCCGGGUGAUUUGCGACCGCACGGCGGAGGGGAAACAUCAAAGGGAAGGGCAAAUGCUUUUGGUGGUGAUCGAAACACAACGACCACAAAUCCCCCAACUGGGCCUUCCAAUCAGACGAACGAUAACGCGAAUCGUCGGACGGAUCGUAAAGGAAGGAUGGUUCGCGAUCUGCGCAGUAACUUAUCCUCAACACCGGCAAGAAUUAACCGAAAAGAACCAGCCGUACAUCAUCAACAUGCCCCAAGUAGACCUUUUUUUGUUGAGCGCAUGAAUGAACACCUGAAAAGCGAACAUCAUGUAAAUUGAACUGAAACUGAGCCGUAUCGCAUUCGGAAGAAUCGAUUAUGCGAGCUUUUUCCGCCGGAGUUCUCGAUCUCAGAACGACACAGCAGUUCAAUAUGACGCCGUAAUCAUAGAUUCAUAUACAACAUUGCUGUAUUUCAAGGACAUUUUUCGAACGGAAUAAUUACAAUGCACAAAUGGUUAGGUUAGCUUUUUCUCAUUCCGUUCCAUUUACCCGUUUACUAAAAAAUCCACAAAAUACUAAAACAAAUCUACGGUGCUAUCAACCGUUUUUAUAUCACUCGAAGGGACAACGCGUUGCAAUAACAUAAACAUUAAACAUAACUAUUCUGUGAGGUCUAAGAUUUAGUUGUACACGUAGAAUAAUAUAGGCUAGGAGCUGUUUCGCUAAAUUUAUAAUUUUGUUAUAAAAUAUUGUAGGAUUUCGUUUGUUGAAAGUUUGUAUGGCGCCGCAAACAAUCUUUGGACUGAGUAGAGCGCUUGUGGAAAAUGUUUAGUAGUAACAACUUGUGAAACAAAAUUAAUCAAUGCCAAGGUAAUAGCAGUGUUGCUGUGGAAAAUUUAAUA